Messenger RNA from Exophiala xenobiotica, 3376 nucleotides. RefSeq lists its product as uncharacterized. The record is from RefSeq and is a predicted model, not a curated record. NCBI's taxonomy places the organism in Eukaryota, Fungi, Ascomycota, Eurotiomycetes, Chaetothyriales, Herpotrichiellaceae. Bases 615 to 3053 code for a protein of 812 amino acids. Gene Ontology annotation, cellular component: cytoplasm. Gene Ontology annotation, biological process: actin cytoskeleton organization. The transcript has 3 exons.
CUCGAAUUCUUCAAGAAUGCUCUCACGAACCAGACACCUGUCAAUGUCAGCGGGCAUGUGCAUGCGUGUCUUAUCACUCGAGCCAAUCUAACUGGUUCCGAGUGGUCCAUGUCUCCUGGCGAAUAUCGAAGCUAAUGAGCUUGACAAGCCUCUGAUCGACGGUAGUCCCCAUCAUCACAAUCAAUCAUCCUGGUCAUGUUUAGUCUCGAACUUUCUCAAAGCCUCAUCUCCUACCCCGGCCACCACUGACCUAGUUCGAAAAGCCUUGUUGGUACGGUGCAAAAUUAUGUCCGGCGUCUACCAGACAUUGGUCCGUUACUAGCUACGGAGUAAUGUCCUCGUCAUUUCGUUUGUUUGAACAGCAGAAGCGACCUCGAACAUAGCCUCUAUCUCGCUUGCUUACCACCUUGGAUUCAGGCCUUGUGACCACUUUCUUUAACGGAGCAAUGUCCAGCUUAUACAUCGAUGACCCAACGUGUUCUCUCUGUCAGCCACCAACUUUGAUGUUUGCGCGAGUUUGAAGAAAGCCAGUUCCCGUGCUUGAUGUUGUAUUGACAAAAUUUGGGACCGGGAAGGAAGGGAUAUUGGAUCAAGUCGAGCCGGCGGAAGGAAGCAUGGAAAUACCUGCCAGAAAUGCGACCGCUUCACCAUCUGUCAAAUGCUCGAGUUGCGGUCAAGAUGUUGACUUGUCGGUCAUGACCGACCACAAAUGCGCCACAAGUACACCAGGCACACCAGCGAUGUCCAUGCCACCGCCAUCCCUCCCUCGGACAGAGUCGUCGCAGAGCUUAGGCGAACCACGUCCACAACGGCCACUGCUACCUAAAAUUGACGCUGCAGCUGCCUUUCGACCACCGGUCUUUCACGGUGAACUUACUCCGGCCAGCAGCGGACACAGCUCGAUGGUCUCCCCAUUGAGUGCCACUUCUGGCCCAAGGUCUCCAUGGCCUGCGGUGCGAAAAGGUUCAUUGCCUGUUUCACGUCGACCGCCCUCUCCAGAACUCACAAACCUUGACUGCGCCUUCCCACCAUUUCCUUUGCCCUCGAGGGCUCCUACAACGAAACGGAGAGACAAGUCUUCCACACAAAGAAGCGACACGCAACGAUCCAGGUCGAGAGAUGCCUCCAGAUCGUCCCGCCAGAACAGCAGACCAGUUCCUUUGUCAAGAGCAGAAUCUUCAAAUAAUUUGUCUCUGGGUGCGCAGGAAACGCAGCUCCCGGACAAGCGAUGGCCUUCAACGCCGUCGAGCAGAAAGAACUCGUCGAGCACCAGGAGUAACAGUCGUCAGCAGAGCCUUGACAAAUUGCCGGAGCUUCAUGUCACAUCAUCGGAGGAGCAGCGACCUUCGACAUCACCAUCACCAUCACACCCGAAUGAGCCAUCUCAACCACCAAACCGGCCUGCUCAACUCUUGAGAUCAAAUACCGAGCCACCUGCGCGGCCUGACGCUGUAGACCCGGGUCUCAGCGCAUUUGACUUUGGCACCAUUGAGAACAACAUGACCAAACAUCCAGAUACCAAUAAUGACUUAAUGUUUAAUUCUUCUCGAAUCGCGGAAAAGCCCAGGACUGAGACCCUGCCAUCUUACAAAUCAAAAGCACCCCCUCCUAUAGCUGGACCUCCGCCGCCGCCUGCUGUUCUUAGCAAGAUGAGGUCGCCUACGACUCCCCAACCUUCACCACCUGGUGUUUUCUCGGCCACAUUCGGAAGGCUCUUCGGUCGACGCCGAUCCCAGUCUACCAGUUCUAGACGCGAAGUCGUGCGACAAGCUCUGAGUGAUGAGCCAGACAUUUACGAGGAAGGCAGUGAAGGGCGAAGUGUCCUCAGCCUGGAUAGCGACAAAUCCUUCCUGCUCGACCCGUCUCCGAUCUUGCCAACAACGCCGUUAACGCCGCCUGCGCCCCUGCCGGUCCAUGAGGAAGCACUAAAAGCACUCGAAGGAGAGACAUCUGCUCCCUCCACUACGCCAGUUGUGGUAAUCGAACCCACGCCGGAAGACGAAGAACGGGAAACUGCUCCUGUCACACCGUCCGAGCCUGUGAGGCAUCCCAGAAUUUCAACUAUCGUGGAAGAACUUCCCGAAAUCGAAACCUUGCCGACCAGCAAGGCCACUCCUCGAGACUCUAUUGACUCUGCCUCAUCCUACGGCUCGAUUGGAUUUUCCGAACACACUUCCAGUUCGAGGUCCAGUUCUCCUCAGACCGACCCUUUACACAUCAAACCCAUUGGAGCCUCGAUUUCGGGCCUGCUUAUUCCAGAUAGCGUCGAUGUCCCGGCACCGUUACGACCUCGUAUACCCGAAAUAUCUUCCGAAUUGCCCGCAGAACCACUUUUCCAGCAGGGCCACAGCCCUCCCACUUCAGAGAAAGGAUCUCUAGAUCAACAGCCAAAUAACUCUGUCAUGCCAACAUCCCACGGUCCUGGGUCAAACCCCACGCUAGCUGAAGCGCCUGCAGAAACGACAGCAGUUGUGCAGUCAGAGGUCCGCAUAAAUCGCAAGGUCAAACCGGUAGCCCCAAACAAGGGUAUCUGUCGUGGCUGCUCGAAAGUCAUCUUGGUGUCACAGAAGUCGGUAUCGAGCGCUGACGGUUUGCUCACGGGCCGGUAUCACAAAGAGUGUUUUGUUUGUCACACAUGCAAGACGGCAUUUCCUACAGCCGAAUUCUAUGUCCACAGUGAUCACCCAUAUUGUGCGCAUCAUUAUCACGAGCUGGAAAAUUCGUUGUGUGCUACGUGUGGCAAAGGCAUCGAAGGUCUGUACAUGGAGACGGCCAAUGUGGCGGGUCGAGGCAAGGAAAAGCACCACCCAGAGUGCUUGAAGUGCACGACUUGUCAUGUCCGACUCGAUCACGAUUACUUUGAAUUGUCUGGCAAAGUGUAUUGUGAACGGGAUGCGUUCCGACUUGCGAGUUUGCCCAAGUCUCGAGAUAACGCUCCUAGUCGCCCGAGCCCGCUGAUUCGGGAAUACAUCAGCAGUGGGCAAGAUCCUGGAAUGGUGAAGGGAAGAAACUUCCCGGAACGGAGGGUGACCAGAUUGAUGAAUAUGACCUGAUUUCACGGCAGCGAGGAGUUUCACGAAUUAGUGGGCGUCUGUGAGCUAUCAGAGGGAUGUAUAUCGUGGGACAAGACAUUCAUGAUCUAGUCGGUAAGGUGCAAGAAUGGUUUGUGGUUUGCACGACAUCAAUCUCGAUUGAGAUGCACUUGAUUGUCCGGGUCCUUGCUGCAUCGCAAUUGUGGUCUCUGUGGGUGCCCCGGUGGGUUGGCGAAUUGUUCGCGGGAUCGACAACGCCUCGUCAGUCAGGGAGUGGAUAUACUAUAUGAUAAUGUAUGUACCGCAUUGAUGUGCCCCGCAAAAAGCACGCUCUCAUAUUCUUG